AUGGACCAAAUGCAGCGGCAUGCCAACCGCGGCCACGGCGGCGACGCGCCGGCGAGCGCCCACGCCCUACAGGCCGGUCCAGACAAGAACCGGCAGCAGGAGCAGCAGCCGCCUUCUUCGUUGAACCCGACGGCGGCGAGGCUCCUCCGCGAGGCCAUCGUCUCCCAGCCGGACGGCGAGAAGCAGGCGGCCGCGACGGGCUCCUCGGACAUCCUGGCCUUCGCGCGCUCCGUCGACCGGGUGGACUCGCCUCCUCGAGUAGCCCUUGAGCUUGCGCAGUCAGCUCACUAG
Molecule: messenger RNA, 291 nt
Organism: Miscanthus lutarioriparius
Lineage: Eukaryota; Viridiplantae; Streptophyta; Magnoliopsida; Poales; Poaceae
Source: the annotation of a GenBank genome assembly